Molecule: messenger RNA, 2846 nt
Organism: Coccinella septempunctata (seven-spotted ladybird)
Lineage: Eukaryota; Metazoa; Arthropoda; Insecta; Coleoptera; Coccinellidae
Exons: 4
Coding region: 82-2745 (887 amino acids)
Biological process (GO): DNA integration
Molecular function (GO): nucleic acid binding
Source: RefSeq, a predicted model, not a curated record
GCGCUCGUUCUAUCGCUAUAGGAAAUAGGUUUAGUAUCAUCAUUUCUGCUGCGUUAUCACAGCAGAAACGGGACUAUCAAAAUGUGUGCUUCUAUUGAAGUCUCUGUCAGUGCAAUGUGUUCUUAUUGGUCGAUAAUAUCGACUACAGUUGCCCUUCUGUACAUAUUUUUCGAUGUGAAUUAUUUUAUACGUCUGGCAGUUACAAUAGCAUGGGGCCGGCUUUUCCAAAAAAAGAAGAAAGUAGAAGAAACUACCGAAAUAUAUGGAUUAGCAACAACAACAGACGUAGAUAUUUUCUUCAAACAUAUGAACAACGCAAGAUAUGUCAGGGAGUUAGAUUUUGCAAGGUUCCAUUUCUACGACAGGACGGGACUGUAUGAAGAGAUCAAAAACGCCAAAGCUCACAAAUUAGCAAUAAGUCCUAAUGGGUGCUAUUCAACGAGUAUUUCUAAGGCUGAAAGAGUAGAGUUACAUAUAUUCUGUGAUGCGAGCAAAAGGGCGUACGCUUCUGUAGCUUACCUACGAAUGAUCGCCCAGACAUCAAUCGAUGUAUCUUUAAUUUUUGCUAGAGCUAGGGUGGCACCGAACAAACCGAUUUCAAUUCCGAGACUCGAACUUCAAGCCGCUUUAAUGGGAGCAAGAAUCAAGAAAAUGCUGAUCAAAACGUUAGAAAUCAAAAUUGACAAAACGUACCUAUGGACUGAUUCAACAACAGUACUUCACUGGAUCAAAAACGAUGGGAGUAAACUGGGGCAAUUUGAAUCUCAUCGCGUAGGUGAAAUUCAAGAGUCAACAGACAGUUUUGAUUGGCAUUGGGUUCCAUCCAAGUCAAAUGCUGCCGACAAUGCCACAAGAACCUAUUUUGAUGAUGGAAAUAAUUUGGAUUUCAAUCGUUGGCAUAAUGGACCAGAAUUUCUACAACUCCACGAUGAAAUGACAUGGCCGAUCAAGAAAACCGACUCUGGGGGAAUUUUGAAAAAUUCUGAAGAUGAAGAAGAUAUUCAACCGAUAGAAUUUUUGGCCACUAUUCUAGAAAAUGAUUCCUGUUUACCGGAUAUAAACCGUUUUUCCAAAUGGAUGAGGUUGAUUAGAGCCACGGCCUGGGUGCUGGUAGUCGCUAAAUUGUUGAUUUCAAAACUUCGUUCCAAAAAUGGUCAAAUUAUAGCAGAAAUUACCACUUCAGACCUUGAAGAAGCUGAAAUCAGAUUAAUCAAGCAAUGUCAACUGGAAACUUUUCCAGAAGAAAUCUCUUUCUUAAAGAAAUGCAUGUGCUUGAAGAAUCAGAGUAGACUAAAACAACUUUCACCGGUCAUGGAUAAAAAUGGAGUUUUGGUAGUGAGUGGACGGACUGACUUGGCCACACAAAUGGAAAUGACAACCAGAAGACCCAUAAUAUUGCCAUCUAAACAUAGGUUGACUAAAUUACUACUGCAUCAUUACCAUGAACAAUGUGCUCAUCAAGGUAUCGAAACUGUAUUGAAUACUGCUAGACAAAAAUUUUGGAUUAUUGAUGGUAGAUCAGCCGUGAAGACCACAUUUGCAGAAUGUAAAAAAUGCCGAAUUUUAAAAGCUAAACCUGCAAUUCCACAAAUGGGCCAACUUCCGACAUUCAGAUUGACUCCACCAGCUCAUGCAUUCACAUACACAGGAAUUGAUUAUUUCGGACCCCUGUAUGUAACAGUUGGACGUCGACGCGAGAAAAGAUGGGGAGUUAUUUUCACCUGUUUAUCGAUAAGAGCUGUACAUCUUGAAGUAGCACACUCUUUAUCAACGGAGUCAACGCUAAUGGCAGUGAGACGAAUGAUAGCAAGAAGAGGACAACCUCUGCAAAUUUAUUCCGAUAAUGGAACUAAUUUUAGAGGAUCCUCUGAGGAACUGAAGAAAGCUGUAAAAGAAAUGGAUAAGGAGAAUUUGAAACGAGAAAUGUUAGUGAGAAAUAUUGAAUGGAAAUUCAUUCCACCUGCUUCUCCCCAUAUGGGCGGUGCAUGGGAGAGACUAGUGCGUUCAGUGAAGACUACAUUUCAUGUUAUUCUCAAUAAUCAGAUAUUGAAGGACGAGCUACUCCUUACCUUAUUUGCAGAAUGCGAAAAAAUUGAUAACUCUAGACCAAUCACGAAAGUAUCUGUUGAUCCUGAUGACUUGGAGGCCUUAACACCAAACCAUUUUCUUUUGGAUGCUACAAAUUAUUCGACAGCUUUCGAAUCUGAAAAUGGAAAUUUAAGGGGACAAUGGAGACGAGCUCAAGAGUUAAGAAACUCGUUCUGGAAAAGAUGGACGAGGGAAUAUCUACCGACUUUGACCAAAAGAACGAAGUGGAGGAACGAUGGCAGACCUAUGAAGCUACAUGAUGUAGUUAUAGUUAUAGAUGAUACCGCUCCUAGAAAAUCCUGGAAACUCGGAUUAAUUGAAAAGAUUUUUCCGGGCCCCGAUGGAAAAAUUAAAGUCGUUCAAAAUGCUUCGAUGUUUAAAAUAUUGUGCCACUGUCACCAUUUCAAUCGAGGAAAUUUCCAGAUCAUCUCAUGGGAUGAAAAAGCUCUGUUCAUCGAACAACGUUUCAUCACUUUCGAUGGGUUCAUCAGGGCUAUAGUAUUGAGCAGGCAAGGAAGUAUUGGACUCGAUGUACCGAAAGUAAUGGCCAAGCUUACCGGAAAAGAUGUUUCCUACCGACCAGUUCCACCACCAGAACUGCAGGAUUGGCUCCAAUCCAUCGAGAAAUCUAGCCAGAGAUUGAAGAAGAAAGACUGAGUUUUAAAAUAAUAAUCAUUGUUUAGGGAUGCGUGUUUUUAGGUUUAAUAUUUAAUAUAUGUAUAGGUGCGAAAUUAUUAUUAUACAGAUUUUGGAUAUGA